Molecule: messenger RNA, 8751 nt
Organism: Equus caballus (horse)
Lineage: Eukaryota; Metazoa; Chordata; Mammalia; Perissodactyla; Equidae
Gene: NCOR1
Product: nuclear receptor corepressor 1
Biological process (GO): negative regulation of transcription by RNA polymerase II
Cellular component (GO): chromatin
Molecular function (GO): transcription corepressor activity; nuclear thyroid hormone receptor binding
Source: RefSeq, a predicted model, not a curated record
CGGCCGCCGGGGCUGGGGGAGGGAGAGGGGUUGAGUCAAGAUGGCGGCCAAGGUGGCGAAGCAGCAGCGGCGGCGGCGGCGGCGGCUGGAGUGAGCGCCCAGCUCGCCGCGCCGAGCGAGGUCCCGGGGUAGGGACGCGCGCCGGGGCCGCGUCCUGCUCCUCAGGCCCGGGGCGCGCCGGCUACCACGCCCCGCCUGCUCCUGGUGGUUUCCUAGAAACAUGAUUGUUUGUUGGACUUGAUCUCACAGCCUGGUGAGGACUUCUUUACUGAUAAUGUCAAGUUCAGGUUAUCCUCCCAACCAAGGAGCAUUCAGCACAGAACAAAGUCGUUAUCCUCCUCACUCUGUUCAGUACACCUUUCCAAGCACCCGUCACCAGCAGGACUUUGCAGUCCCUGAUUAUCGUUCUUCUCAUCUUGAAGUCAGUCAGGCAUCACAGCUUUUGCAGCAGCAGCAGCAACAACAGCUUCGCAGACGACCUUCCUUGCUUUCAGAAUUUCACCCAGGUUCUGACAGGCCUCAAGAAAGGAGAACUGGAUAUGAACAGUUUCACCCAGGCCCAUCCCCAGUGGAUCAUGAUUCACUGGAAUCCAAGAGACCACGUCUGGAGCAGGUUUCUGAUUCCCAUUUCCAGCGUGUCAGUGCUGCGGUCUUACCUUUAGUGCACACACUGCCAGAAGGGUUGAGGACUUCUACAGAUGCUAAGAAGGAUCCAGCAUUUGGUGGCAAACAUGAAGCUCCAUCCUCCCCAAUCUCUGGGCAGCCAUGUGGAGAUGAUCAAAAUGCUUCACCUUCAAAACUUUCAAAGGAAGAGUUAAUACAGAGUAUGGAUCGUGUAGAUCGAGAAAUUGCGAAAGUAGAACAGCAGAUCUUUAAACUGAAAAAGAAACAACAACAGCUUGAAGAAGAAGCGGCUAAACCCCCUGAGCCCGAGAAGCCUGUGUCCCCUCCUCCUGUGGAGCAGAAACACCGCAGUAUUGUCCAGAUUAUUUAUGAUGAGAAUCGGAAAAAAGCAGAAGAAGCUCAUAAAAUAUUUGAAGGUCUUGGCCCAAAAGUUGAACUGCCACUCUAUAACCAGCCAUCAGAUACCAAGGUGUACCAUGAGAACAUCAAGACUGGAGUACCUGCAAGGCGCAUGAUGAAAAACCAGGUGAUGAGGAAAAAACUCAUUUUAUUUUUUAAAAGAAGAAAUCAUGCAAGAAAACAAAGGGAGCAAAAAAUCUGCCAACGUUAUGAUCAGCUCAUGGAGGCAUGGGAGAAAAAAGUGGACAGAAUAGAAAAUAAUCCUCGGAGGAAAGCUAAGGAAAGCAAAACAAGGGAGUACUAUGAAAAGCAGUUUCCAGAAAUUCGAAAACAAAGAGAACAGCAAGAAAGGUUUCAGCGAGUUGGGCAGAGGGGAGCUGGUCUUUCAGCCACCAUUGCUAGGAGUGAGCAUGAGAUUUCUGAAAUUAUUGAUGGGCUCUCUGAGCAGGAGAAUAAUGAGAAACAAAUGCGGCAGCUCUCUGUGAUCCCGCCUAUGAUGUUUGAUGCAGAACAAAGACGGGUCAAGUUCAUUAACAUGAAUGGGCUUAUGGAGGACCCUAUGAAGGUUUAUAAAGAGAGGCAGUUUAUGAAUGUUUGGACUGACCAUGAGAAGGAGAUCUUUAAGGACAAGUUUAUCCAGCAUCCUAAAAACUUUGGACUAAUUGCAUCCUACUUGGAAAGGAAGAGUGUUCCUGAUUGUGUUUUAUACUACUACUUAACUAAGAAAAACGAGAAUUAUAAAGCCCUAGUAAGAAGGAAUUAUGGAAAACGCAGAGGAAGAAACCAGCAGCAAAUUGCCCGACCCUCACAAGAAGAAAAAGUGGAAGAAAAAGAAGAAGAUAAAGUGGAAAAAACAGAAAAAAAAGAAGAGGAAAAGAAAGAUGAAGAAGAAAAAGAUGAAAAAGAGGACUCUAAAGAAAAUACCAAGGAAAGGGACAAGACAGAAAGUACAGCAGAGGAAACUGAGGAGAGAGAACAGGCCACACCCCGGGGGCGAAAAACUGCCAAUAGUCAGGGCCGCCGGAAGGGCCGGAUCACCAGGUCUAUGACAAAUGAAGCAGCGGCUGCCAGUGCUGCAGCUGCAGCGGCCACUGAGGAGCCCCCACCACCUCUGCCACCGCCACCAGAACCCAUUUCUACAGAGCCUGUAGAAACCUCUCGAUGGACAGAAGAAGAAAUGGAAGUUGCUAAAAAAGGUCUAGUAGAACAUGGUCGUAACUGGGCAGCAAUUGCCAAGAUGGUGGGAACUAAAAGUGAAGCUCAGUGUAAAAACUUCUAUUUUAACUAUAAAAGACGACACAAUCUUGACAACCUCUUGCAGCAGCAUAAACAGAAAACUUCAAGAAAGCCUCGUGAAGAGCGAGAUGUGUCUCAAUGUGAAAGUGUAGCUUCCACUGUUUCUGCUCAGGAGGAUGAAGAUAUUGAAGCUUCCAAUGAAGAAGAAAAUCCAGAAGACAGUGAAGGUGCUGAAAAUAGUUCUGAUACAGAAAGUGCUCCUUCUCCUUCACCAGUUGAAGCUGUCAAGCCCAGCGAAGAUAGCACUGAAAAUGCAACUUCUCGAGGAAACACUGAACCUGUGGCUGAGCUCGAGUCCACCACUGACACUGCACCCAGUACAUCUCCCUCCUCAGCAGUUCCAAGUACACAAGCAGCUGAAAAUGCAAGUGUGGAGACCCAGGUGAAUGACAGUGGCACUGUUGAGACAGCGGAGCCAAUGGAUGUCGAACGUCAGGAGUGCGGUGCUGCAGUGACUUCUGUUCUUGAUCUCCCCCCAACUACCAAGGCAGACUCCGUAGACAUUGAAGUGAGGGUCCCAGAAAACAGUCCAGCUGAAGUUGAAGGUGACACCAAAGAAGGAGACCUGGAGAGAGCCAGUGAGAAGACAGAGCCUGGAGAUGAAGAUUUGGUGGUGGCUCAGCAAAUAAAUACCCAAAGGCCUGAGCCCCAGUCAGACAAUGAUUCCAGUGCCACCUGCAGUGCUGAUGAAGAUGUGGAUGGAGAGCCAGAGAGGCAGAGAAUGUUUCCUAUGGACUCAAAGCCUUCAUUGUUAAACCCCACUGGAUCUAUACUCGUUUCAUCCCCACUAAAACCAAAUCCACUGGACCUGCCACAGCUUCAGCAUCGAGCUGCUGUUAUCCCACCAAUGGUUUCCUGCACCCCAUGUAAUAUACCAAUUGGAACCGCAGUGAGUGGCUAUGCUCUCUACCAGCGACAUAUUAAAGCAAUGCAUGAGUCAGCGCUCCUGGAAGAACAGCGGCAGAGGCAAGAACAGAUAGAGUUGGAAUGUAGAAGUUCUACAAGUCCAUGUGGCACCUCUAAGAGUCCAAACAGAGAGUGGGAAGGAAAAUCAGUCGCCUAUAUGCCUUAUGCUGAGGUCAAACGUGCUCUAGAACAGGAAGCGCAGAUGCACAAUACUGCAGCAAGGUCAGCAUCACCGUGUAGGCUCUCUCCAAGAGAAGUCAGUAAAGCCGCUCCACAGCCUGAUAUGAGUGCAGCCCGCUAUAGUGUCCCGCCAGUCCUUCAGCCUGCUCCACAUCAAGUGAUAACUAAUCUCCCUGAAGGGGUUCGGCUUCCGACAACUCGACCCACUAGGCCACCUCCUCCUCUCAUCCCAUCAUCCAAAACCACAGUGGCUUCAGAAAAACCGUCUUUUAUACUGGGAGGCUCCAUCUCACAGGGGACACCUGGCACUUAUUUGACUUCUCAUAAUCAGGCUUCCUACACUCAAGAAACAGCUAAGCCUUCAGUGGGCUCUAUCUCUCUUGGACUGCCACGGCAACAGGAGUCUGCCAAAUCAGCCACUGUGCCCUACAUCAAGCAGGAAGAAUUCUCUCCCCGAAGCCAAAACUCACAGCCUGAGGGUUUAUUGGUCAGGGCACAACAUGAAGGAGUGGUCAGAGGUACCACAGGAGCCAUUCAAGAAGGAAGUAUAACUCGGGGCACUCCAACCAGCAAAAUUUCUGUGGAGAGCAUCCCAUCCCUGCGUGGGUCCAUCACUCAGGGUACCCCAGCUCUCUCCCAGGCUGGCAUACCAACUGAGGCUUUGGUGAAGGGAUCUAUUUCUAGAAUGCCCAUUGAAGAGAACAGUCCUGAGAAAGGCAGAGAGGAAGCUGCAUCCAAAGGCCAUGUUAUUUAUGAAGGCAAAAGUGGACACAUCUUAUCAUAUGAUAAUAUUAAGAAUGCCCGAGAAGGGACGAGGAGUCCAAGAACAGCUCAUGAAAUCAGUCUAAAAAGAAGCUAUGAAUCAGUGGAAGGAAAUAUAAAGCAAGGGUUGUCAAUGAGGGAGUCUCCUGUGUCAGCACCGUUGGAAGGGCUGAUAUGCCGAGCAUUACCCAGGGGGAGCCCUCAUUCUGACCUCAAAGAAAGGACUGUGCUGUCUGGUUCCAUAAUGCAGGGCACACCAAGAGCAACAACUGAAAGCUUUGAAGAUGGCCUUAAAUAUCCCAAACAGAUUAAAAGGGAGAGUCCUCCUAUACGAGCAUUUGAAGGUGCAAUUACCAAAGGAAAACCAUAUGAUGGCAUUACCACCAUCAAGGAAAUGGGGCGUUCCAUUCAUGAGAUUCCACGGCAAGAUAUUUUAACUCAGGAAAGCCGAAAAACUCCAGAAGUGGUCCAGAGCACGAGGCCGAUAAUUGAGGGUUCCAUCUCCCAGGGUACACCAAUAAAGUUUGACAGCAACUCAGGUCAAUCUGCUAUCAAACACAAUGUCAAAUCCUUAAUUACGGGGCCUAGCAAACUGCCCCGUGGAAUGCCUCCACUGGAAAUCGUGCCAGAGAACAUAAAAGUGGUAGAACGGGGAAAAUAUGAGGAUGUGAAAGCAGGCGAGCCAGUGCGUCCCCGGCAUACAUCGGUGGUAAGCUCUGGCCCCUCCGUUCUUAGGUCAACACUUCAUGAAGCUCCCAAAGCACAGCUGAGCCCAGGGAUUUAUGAUGACACUAGUGCACGGCGGACACCUGUGAGUUAUCAGAACACCAUGUCCAGAGGCUCACCUAUGAUGAACAGAACUUCUGAUGUUACGAUUUCUUCUAGCAAGUCUACCAAUCAUGAAAGAAAAUCGACACUAACCCCUACCCAGAGGGAAAGCAUACCAGCAAAGUCUCCAGUACCUGGGGUGGACCCUGUAGUCAGCCACAGCCCUUUUGAUCCCCAUCACAGGGGCAGCACUGCAGGAGAGGUUUAUCGGAGCCACCUUCCCACACAUUUGGAUCCAGCCAUGCCGUUUCACAGGGCUCUGGAUCCUGCAGCUGCUGCCUACCUGUUUCAGAGACAACUUUCACCAACCCCAGGUUACCCAAGUCAAUAUCAGCUUUAUGCAAUGGAGAACACAAGACAGACAAUCCUAAAUGACUACAUUACCUCACAGCAGAUGCAAGUGAACUUGCGCCCAGAUGUGGCCAGAGGACUGUCUCCACGAGAGCAGCAGUUGGGUCUCCCAUACCCAGCAACAAGGGGAAUCAUUGACCUGACCAAUAUGCCUCCAGCAAUUUUAGUGCCUCACCCAGGGGGAACAAGCACUCCUCCCAUGGACAGAAUCACUUAUAUUCCUGGGACACAGAUUGCUUUCCCGCCCAGGCCGUACAACGCUGCUUCUGUGUCUCCAGGACAUUCAACACACCUUGUAGCCGCCGCAAGUGCUGAAAGAGAACGUGAACGGGAGCGGGAGAAGGAGCGGGAGCGGAUUGCUGCCGCUUCCUCAGACCUCUACCUUCGGCCAGGCUCAGAACAGCCCGGCCGGCCAGGCAGUCAUGGAUAUGUUCGCUCCCCGUCCCCUUCAGUCAGAGCUCAGGAGACCAUGUUGCAGCAAAGACCCAGCGUUUUCCAGGGAACCAACGGAACCAGUGUAAUCACACCUUUGGAUCCAAGUGCUCAGCUACGAAUCAUGCCACUGCCUGCUGGGGGCCCUUCUAUAAGCCAAGGCCUGCCAGCCUCCCGUUACAACACUGCUGCGGAUGCCCUGGCUGCUCUUGUGGAUGCCGCAGCUUCUGCCCCCCAGAUGGAUGUUUCCAAAACAAAAGAGAGUAAGCAUGAAGCUGCCAGGUUAGAAGAAAAUUUGAGAAGCAGGUCAGCAGCAGUUAGUGAACAGCAGCAGCUAGAGCAGAAAACCCUGGAGGUGGAGAAGAGAUCUGUUCAGUGUCUGUACACUUCUUCAGCCUUUCCAAGUGGCAAGCCCCAGCCUCAUUCUUCAGUAGUUUAUUCUGAGGCUGGGAAAGAUAAAGGGCCUCCUCCAAAAUCCAGAUAUGAGGAAGAGCUAAGGACCCGAGGGAAGACUACCAUUACUGCAGCUAACUUCAUAGACGUGAUCAUCACCCGGCAAAUUGCCUCGGACAAGGAUGCAAGGGAACGUGGCUCUCAAAGUUCAGACUCUUCUAGUAGCUUAUCUUCUCACCGUUAUGAAACACCUAGCGAUGCUAUUGAGGUGAUAAGCCCUGCGAGCUCACCUGCACUGCCCCAGGAGAGACUGCAGGCCUGUCAGCCAGAGGUGGUGAAGGCAAACCAAACAGAAAAUGAAGCCACCAGACAGUAUGAAGGACCAUUACAUCACUAUCGACCACAGCAGGAAUCACCGUCUCCACAGCAGCAGCUGCCCCCUUCUUCACAGGCUGAGGGGGUGGGCCAAGUGCCCAGGACCCAUCGACUGAUCACACUUGCUGAUCACAUCUGUCAAAUUAUCACACAAGAUUUUGCUAGAAAUCAAGUUUCCUCGCAGCCUCCCCAGCAGCCUCCCACUUCUACAUUCCAAAAUUCACCAUCUGCUUUGGUGUCUACACCUGUGAGGACUAAAACAUCAAAUCGUUACAGCCCAGAAUCCCAGUCUCAGUCUGUCCACCAUCAAAGACCAGGUUCAAGGGUCUCUCCAGAAAACCUUGUAGACAAAUCCAGGGGAAGGCCUGGAAAAUCCCCAGAGAGGAGUCAUGUGUCUUCAGAGCCCUACGAGCCCAUCUCCCCACCGCAGGUUCCAGUUGGGCAUGAGAAACAGGACAGCAUGCUGCUUCUGUCGCAGAGAGGAGCGGAGCCUGCAGAGCAGAGGAAUGAUUCCCGCUCACCAGGGGGUAUAAGCUACUUGCCUUCAUUCUUCACCAAGCUUGAAAACACGUCACCCAUGGUUAAAUCAAAGAAGCAGGAGAUUUUUCGUAAGUUGAACUCCUCUGGUGGAGGUGACUCUGAUAUGGCAGCUGCUCAGCCAGGAACUGAGAUCUUUAAUUUGCCAGCAGUCACUACCUCAGGCUCAGUUAGCUCUAGAGGUCAUUCUUUUGCUGAUCCUGCCAGUAAUCUCGGUCUAGAAGACAUUAUCAGGAAGGCCCUCAUGGGAAGCUUUGAUGACAAAGUUGAGGAUCACGGAGUUGUCCUGUCCCAAACAGUGGGAGUAGUGCCUGGUGGUGCCAACACUUCGGUUGUGACCAGUGGUGAGACACGGAGAGAGGAGGGGGACCCAUCACCUCAUUCAGGAGUUUGCAAACCAAAGCUGAUCAGCAAGUCAAACAGCAGGAAAUCUAAAUCUCCUAUCCCUGGGCAAGGCUACUUAGGAACUGAACGGCCCUCUUCAGUCUCCUCUGUCCAUUCAGAAGGGGAUUACCACAGGCAGACGCCAGGCUGGGCCUGGGAAGAUCGGCCCUCUUCAACAGGCUCAACUCAGUUUCCUUAUAACCCUCUGACUAUGCGGAUGCUCAGCAGCACGCCACCAACACCGAUCGCGUGUGCGCCCUCUUCUGUGAGCCAAGCAGCUCCUCACCAACAGAACAGGCUCUGGGAACGAGAGCCUGCCCCGCUGCUCUCAGCACAGUACGAGACGCUGUCGGAUAGUGAUGACUGAACUGCUCAGAGAAGGAAUCUUGGCGGGGCCAGGGUGUGGGGGGGGAUCUCUAGUUUUUGGUGAUUUUAUUUUUAAUUGCAGGUCAAAAACCUGCCCUCCUAUGACUUGUGCCCAGAGACUUUUCAGGAGAGCCUGGACCAUGGAUGAUGAAGAAAUGAUGGAAAUUUAUUUGGAGAGUCAAAUGGGGGGGAACUGCCUUUGAUACAGGCAGUUCAGCAAAUUAUAAUAAUAGUGGAGGGUUGAAAUGUAGAGUUUUUAAAAAGUGGACAAUUCCUGUUCUUACAUCUGUUUGUAAAAAAAAGAACAAAAAACAUGUCUUUAAAUCACUCUUCUGUAAAUAGAUUAUCUUUUUGCAGUGUUUCCCCAUGCUGUAGUAUCUGGUGUACUUAUAUUCAAAUCAGCGCAUCAACUUUGGGGGUAAUUUUUAAAAAUCUUUUUCAUCUAUCUUUUUAACCCUUGCCUUCUAAACAACCUCAUACAGCCCAGUUACAAAACGUUGGCUGUCACGGGCAUUGUACUUUUAUCCAGUUUUGUCUCUUCUAAAUUCAGAUUCCCAGUGAUGUUUAAAAUCUUGUGGAAAUAUUUAGAUUUUUUAACACAGACCCUGUCAUAAAAUCUGUACAUUAACAUAUUACGGUCAAAAGGUAGGAGACACAAAAUUCUGCCAUUUUGUAAAUUUCCAAUGCAGGCUUUAAUUUUUUUUUUUUUUAAUUAGUAGCACUGAAAAAAUAUUACUGCAUGGGUAUGUUAUAGUUCAGGUUUUAAAGUUUUAAAGGCUUAUUUGAGCAUACCUCACUGUUAUGCACACUGGUAAUUUGACCAUGCCCCGAAGUAUUCUUUUUCCUCCUGCAUUUGAUGCAGCCCAACAAAGCUUUUGUUUUGAAAUAAAUUUGACUACCCUGUCCAUAGCUACAGUA